AUGGCUCACGUUUGUGACAAUGGCAAGUGCUUAUGUUUCUCGAUCACUCUAGCUGGACUCGGAGAAGAGUGGUGGAAAAGACUCAAGCAGGGAUCAAUCCAAUCUUGGUUUGGAUUACAGUCGGUGUUCCAUAAGAAGUUUGUGGCCACCAUGAAAAUGGACAUGCAAAUGAGCGCGCUGGCCAAUGUCAAACAACAUCCAACGGAGACCCUCAGGGCUUACAUCCAGCGCUUCACAAAGGAGGCCUCAAAAACUAAAGUGGAUGACAGACAACUCCUGGGAGCUAGAUCCCCUCUCUGGGAUGACAUUGCCAUUCGGAUCCGCUGGGACCCAUGGGAUGGCAUUCAUGUCCCCGACGGUCUAUGGGCCCACUUCAAUAGGGUACGCUACAGAGUAGCACCCACCGGGUACAGUGCUACACCUAGUGGUGCCCAAACGCCUCAAACCGAAGGAGCUGAGGCAAGUGUAAACCAUUCCAGGGGAAAAAGAUCGGGAAAAGGUCAAAACCGAUCCAAGCCCUCAAACCUGGUUGACGAACCCCAAUACACGGAGUAUACCAAUCUGGUUGACACUCUGGAAAACAUCUAUUUGGCAACGGGCAAUGUAGUCCAUUACUGGAAGCCAGCCCCCGUGUUCAAAGGGAGAAAGAAUUCGAGGGACACCAACAAAAGGUGCGCCUACCACAAGGACGUUGGUCACACGACCAAAGAGUGUCAUCAGCUGAAGGAUGUGAUCAAAAACCUGAUCAAACUGGGGCAUCUCCACCAAUGGGUCAAGAUGCCAAUAGGGAUUCUUGGACUGCCAGCAAAUCCAAGACAACCUACGGCACCAGGUGCACCUAGAUCGUACCAACCUCCUCAGGGAGGGUAUGCUACAGGUUUAGGAGCACAGGCCCCCCAGGGGGCCCUAAUGGUGCAAGCACCUGGACCCGAAAUGCCAUAUCCUCCCGAAACUGCGCCUCUACAAGUAGAUGGUCACAUCGCCACCAUAUCAGGAGGCCCGCAUCUAGGAGGGCCAUCCCAGAAUGAUCAAAAACGAUACCUCAGCAAGCUCGAUCACAACCAUGAGGUAUGCGCCUUGAUCCAAACUCUGGCCCAACACCCGAAGUUGAUAAACCUGCUCAUCACGUUCACGGAAGAGGAUGCCCGGAACGUUCAUUUCUCACAUCAUGACCCCUUGGUCAUUGAUGCCCAAAUCACCAAUGAAAGAGUAUCUCGAGUGUUGGUGGACGAUAGGAGCUCCGUCAAUGUAUUGUUCAAGCUGACUUUCACAAUAAUUGGUUUGACCGAGGCAGAUCUGGCUUCAUGCCCAACACAGAUCUACGAUUUCAAUUGGGGAUUCAUUUCUUCCAAUGGGUAA
Humulus lupulus (European hop) is the source of this 1359-nucleotide messenger RNA. RefSeq lists its product as uncharacterized. The transcript has 2 exons. The record is from RefSeq and is a predicted model, not a curated record. Lineage: Eukaryota; Viridiplantae; Streptophyta; Magnoliopsida; Rosales; Cannabaceae. Bases 1 to 1359 code for a protein of 452 amino acids.